Lytechinus variegatus (green sea urchin) is the source of this 3350-nucleotide messenger RNA. RefSeq lists its product as uncharacterized. The record is from RefSeq and is a predicted model, not a curated record. Lineage: Eukaryota; Metazoa; Echinodermata; Echinoidea; Temnopleuroida; Toxopneustidae. The transcript has 3 exons. Bases 754 to 2403 code for a protein of 549 amino acids.
CAGGUGGAUAAUAAACAAAUCGUGAAAUAUAAGACGUCAUUACUACACCGCCUUCCUUCUUGGAAUAUAACCAACUUCUUAAUUGCCUAUUUUUAAUUGGCAAGUUUGUAGUGCCUUGCUACGCCCUCCGAUAAAGGUCAGAUGAUUUCGUCUAGCGGGUAAAUAUGUUCAUCAUGUUCAUGAGAUCGUGAACCCAUGUCCACGGUGAACCUAAAUGCAACCGCUAUACAAAACCGUACCUCGACCACAUAUGAUCUUAAACUUCCUGACGAGUUUUGAUUAACUUGUUAUCAUUGUCGCUCGCUGUCACCUUUUCCCGAAUUCGAUUUUUAGUCUCAGUUCGUAGAUCGAAAGAACUUUCACUUAUUGACUACCACCAAGAAACCACUGAAACAAGUCUGCUUGUUGGCCUCUGCGCACAGAUUGUUAUCAAUAAGUUUCCUACUCGUGGAAGCUUUUUACCUACAUAUCAAAACAAUGUUCGCUGAUCUCUGAACUGCAUUGUUUCACACAUUGAGAAAGGAUUAUUCCAGUCAUUCGUGCAAACAACGCACUAACACAGGUAUUCCAGCAGAGGAAGAGUUAACUCACUGGACCCUAUUCUAAGGACUUUGAUCAUUUCGGGAAUCUCCAAAUCCAGUCUUUUUAUUUUCUAUCACCUCAGAAUCGUUUCGUCGCAUUUUACUUUCACAUCGACCACUUUCGUUUUCAUUUUGGAUUUAGCCAACUUAGAUGUGAGGAUUUAUUAGGAACAUGUCACUGAAUAUUACAGAUGUUCCCUCUCCACCCCCACCUUCGACUACCAUGGCUCCGGUUCAACAUCAUAAAGCCAUGGAAGACAUCUGCAUCACCUUAGCCGUCUUCUCUCUCAUCAUCAUCAACAUAUCACUUUUCCUAUUUUGGAGAUACAAAGCAUUGGGAAAGUCUCCUCUUCCUUUUCGCCGAUAUUCAACAGAAUCCGAAGGCUACGCAACCCUUCACCAACCAGUUAUGACCAAAGACAACAUUCACUCUGCCAAGCCUCAGCGUCGUGUUCAGGAAGUCCUGAAGCAGUAUGCUUCCACGGUAGUCCGGGCAGGUCAGAACCACAUCGCCAGGAAAUCCAGUGGCUCUUUUUACGCUUCUUUCAGCGGGGAAAGCAGCCCCGAUGCCUCGCCGGUCCAUGCUGCUAUCUCGUCCGAUACCAAAAAGAAAGCCGCCACUUUACCGUCAAGGAAAUCGGAAGAGCAAUGCAGCAUCCUUGCCUAUGAACAAUGUCCAGCGCGGCUUGUUGAAAGUGGAGUUUAUGAUGAUAAUUCUAUCAAGUUUAAGUUAGGACACCCGGAAGAUGAUAGCACGACGACGGGUGGCGAUAGCGAUAGUCAGGUUUAUUGCGAAGUUGUUGAUUUCGCUGGAAGGCGUCACGGAAGACACAUUCGACCUAUAUCUUUCGACUUCUGCAAGGACCAAGAUGAUUCGCGUAGUCUUGCUUCACAUAACAACAACGAUGUUAGCCUCAGUGUGGAGAGUCGAGCGACAGAUGAUAGCGGUGGUAUUGAAAAUGUUUAUGAAAACUUUAGAAAGAAGAAACCAACUUCGAAUUUUGCGUCGAUGACCACCAGCAAAGCUUCCCCUUCCCGGGAAUCAAUCGCCGCUAUGUAUUCUACAUGCAGGACUGUCAGUGGGGAUUACGCCACUUGCGAUGCGAGUGGAAGCUGGAGACCAACGUCUUUCGCGUUUUGUCGGGACGCUCCCCCAAGCGUCGCGGACACAACACUUUCAAGGACGUCAAUGGCCUCGGAACAGUAUCCUCAAGAUGAGAACUCCACUUAUGAGCAGUUCGUAGAGCCGGAUGAUCCAAUAUACGCGCAAACUGUGAUUCGCAGGAGCAAGAGAUCUGUAAAGCAAUACCCUUCUUCACUUCCUCGUGAUGACAUACUCAGCUCGCAGCCUUUGUACGAGCAACCGGUUUUUGAACAACCCCUGUACGAGAACUUGGAGAAGAGCGAGCAAGAGGAUGGGGGCGAGACGGACCAUAGGUACAGCUCUUUGCACUUAGCUGCCCCCAUGAACAGUCACUUGACGGCUUCAGACUCGAAGAUAAACGUCAAUUCGGAUUCGCGAAGAAGUCGUCGCGGACAUGCCGGCGGCGGUGCGGAAAACCGGCGAAUUAACCCCAGGGAUUCCGCGAAACCCGUCAUGGACAAGUGUGGUGAUGUUUCACCGCACGCGACGAGUCCUGGAGUAAAUAUUCCGGACACCAACAUGACAUCAAACCAAAGUUCAUUCCAUACGAUAGCUCGAGAACUAGCUGGACUUCACGAAGACAGUAUUGAAGAGUAUGACCCCGAAGAAACAUUUCCGGUGAUGCAGAUGCUUUCUGAUCGCUAUAGCACUGGAAAUUUCCUCAACAAAUUUUAUUAACCCGUUCCUAUCGGAAUAUUUUACAAAGCAUGUGGGUAUUACUGCAUUCAGUAGUUAAACGAUUAAGUCUUGGUUGCUCUUUUAUUCUUUCAUAUUAUUGAUAUGAUAAUUAUAAUAAUAAUAAUAGUAGUAAUGGUUUGCUCUUGUGUAUAGCUCUUCUGCCACAAAACGGAUCUACAUAAAUCUGUCUAACAUGCAGUUUCUGCAAAAAAGGAAUAAUAACAAGGGCUGGGUAUCUUAACAUAAUAGCGAUAAUAGUCUCCACUAUUUGUAACAGGUCAUAAUCUCUUCUUAGCAUGCUAAGAUGGAUUUCGAUUGCCAAGGAAAAAAAUAUUGAUUUUGUCAAGAGAGGGCGAAUCCAUAUUUCGACGAAUGGACAACUUUACUCAAGCUGCAUACUCCAUUUUAGAAAAAAAAUAUUUUUAUUCAACGCUGCUUACUUUAUGUACUUUACGUUAGUUAAUAAUAGUUAAAACAAGUGUUGACAAUAUUAAACAAAGUUUAAGUGUUAUAAUUUUUAAUGUUCAAUAAAUGAAGCAUGGUUGGUCAAGCUGUUAAACAACCUUGUAAAUAUUUUGAACAACGUGUUAAUGUGUACACAAUCAGAAAUAUUACCUAAUCGACGGUGAUUUUCUAUUUCGUUUCAGAUUAUGAAAAUACCAAACGGCAACGUGUAUUUAAUCUUGACAGUAGUUGUCUUCUUGUCUCUCCGUUUCUAUUUAUGCCGUAUCUUAGUUGGAGGACACUAAUAUAUUUUACAAAUCGUAAUAGAGUUUAAUCAUGUAUAAUGCGUUACAUUUCUGACCAUGAAGACAAAUACUGUACAUUUGGAGCAGAUCGAUUUUAUUUAUUUUCUAAUACGAUAGUUUGCUCAAGAAGUUGUUAGUGGUCAUACUGGUUCUACCUAUUUUAGAGGAUUUUAUAAUUAAAUUAUGUAUUAUGUGAAA